Molecule: messenger RNA, 521 nt
Organism: Hymenoscyphus albidus
Lineage: Eukaryota; Fungi; Ascomycota; Leotiomycetes; Helotiales; Helotiaceae
Source: the annotation of a GenBank genome assembly
AUGUUCCGCACCCUCCUUCUCACCUCCCUCCUACUCAUUACCGCAAAAGUAAGCCUCUCUCCAACACUUUUCUCCCCAAAACUCACUUUUCCCAGGCCUCAGAGCAUCAUCCCUACCAUGAAGCCCUUCACCAACAUCGCUCUCCAGAUUAUGUUGCCAAUGUAGACAUAGCGAAUGGCUAUGGAGGAGACUAUAGCGCGGAACCACCUUCUACAGGCGUGCGAAAUCAAGAUGAGGACCCGACGAUUUUCUGCGCCCCCAUCCAAAAUUAUAUACCUACGAUGGUGACCGCGAUUCGACAUCAGAUCACCGGCAUCAAGGAUAAGAUGUGUGGUGUGAAAGCCAACUCGUGUGUGUUUAUAGCUUGUGACAAGGGUGCUGUGGAUUGGGAUGCUGGGGGUAUCGAGUUAUGCAAUGAGGUACUCUACUAUUCUCACUCUUCAAGUCAUAUGGGUACACAAUUAACGGUGAAUCCCGUAGAAUUCAAUCUACAUAGACAAUUUCCCAUGUCAUCGACUUGA